This is a messenger RNA of Plasmodium adleri (nom. inval.), 11856 nucleotides long. Its product is annotated as conserved Plasmodium protein, unknown function. The record is from RefSeq and is a predicted model, not a curated record. Lineage: Eukaryota; Apicomplexa; Aconoidasida; Haemosporida; Plasmodiidae. The transcript is spliced from 2 exons. The coding region runs from base 1 to 11856 and encodes 3951 amino acids.
AUGGAAUAUUCAGAAAGCGAAAAAAGUAGUAGUGAUGAAAGAAAAGAUGUAAAUAAUUUAAAAAGUGAUAAUAAUAAGGAUAGCAGUCAUAGUGAUAAUCAUAGUGAUAAUCAUAGUGAUAAUCACAGUGACAAUCACAGUGACAAUCAUAGUGAUAACCAUAGUGAUAACCAUAGUGACAAUCAUAGUGAUAAUGUUUAUGGAGAAUCCAAAAAUGGAAGAAAAAAAAUUAAAGGAUUCUUCAAAUUAAAUAAAGGAGAUUCAGAAGAUGAAAAGAAAGAAAAAGAAACAAAAGAUCAUGACUUGAAGGACAGAGGAGAAAUACCUAAAGAAAAUAUAAACAUUUCAACAGAAAAAAAAAAAAAAAAAAAAAAUAGUGAUAGUAUUAAUUAUAAUAAAAAAUAUUUUAAUAAAAAUAAAAAAAAUGGGAAAGAAUCAAGUGAACAUUCUUCUUAUUCAGAUGAAAAUUUUUUUGAAGCAGCAAAAAGAAAUAAAAUAUUAAAUGAAGAAAUAUAUACAAAUAAAGAUAAUGAAGAUUAUAUGUGUGAUAUGUCUAUCUUUAAUGAUGAUAAUAAUGUAGAUGAUUCUUUAUUUGAAAAAAAUGAUGAUAGAUCUGAUGAUCAAGAUGAAAAGAGCAAAUAUAAAAGGAAAGGUAAACGUUAUUCUAGUGAUAGUUAUAGAGAUAAUAAAGAUAAAGAUGAUAGUAGAGAAUAUUCAUCUGAAAGAUAUUCAUCUGAAAAGUAUUCAUCUGAAAGGUAUUCUUCAAAUAAUAGAAAUCAAUCACAAAACUUUUUAAAUAAUAUUAAAAAUUUUUGUAAUACAUAUAUAUUAAAUAAAGAUAAAGAUGCAAGUAGAGAUACAUAUCAAGAUGAUGAAAGUAGUAGAGAAAGAACUUAUGAAGAGAACACUACUGAACAUGCAAAGGAGGAUACACAAGAAUGUCAUAAAAAUAAAAAAAAAGAAAUCCUUAUGAAUAUAUUAUCUAAUGAUAUAAAUAUAAAUAUAAAUAAAAAUGAUGAAAAUGAUGUUUUUAUGGAUAGAAAUUUAAAAGGGAAAAAAAAAGAAAUAGAAAUAAAAAAGAAUCAGGAUGUUAUGAAAAAUAUGUUAAACAUAAAAAAUAAUGCAAAUAUAAAUAUAUAUAAUGAUAAAGAUAAUUUUAUAAACAUAGAUGAUACAUAUCAAUCAGAAUAUUUUAAAGAUAACAAAAAAAAAAUAUAUGAUGAUUUAGAUAAUGAAAAAGAAAAUAAUGUGAAUAAAAUGACACAUGAAAAGGAUAUUAUUAAUAGUAAUAAAUUUUUAUCACAAAAUAGUAGUAGUAUAUAUAGUCAUGCUGUGCAACAAGAUUAUUCUGAUGGAAUAAAAAAAUUUAAUAAAAAUUCUUUCUAUAACAAUUUAGAAAAUAAGAAAUUAAUAAAUAUAAAUAAUAUUUAUGAUAAAUAUAAAAUAAUAUUAUCUGAAAUAAAAUCAGGUGAUCAUUUAAAUAAUGUCGAAAAAAAAUUAAAUGUUAUAGAAAAUUCAUUAUUAUGUAUCUUCGAUUUACAAGAUAAUGAUUAUGAACAUGAUCAUCAUUUUAAUAAUAUAAAAGGAGGGAAAUUAGAUAUAAAAAAAAGAUUUUCUGAAUUAUUUGAUGAUGCAUUAAAUACAUUAAUUGAUAAUUAUGAAGAUGUAAAAAAGAAAGAACAAUCUGAAAAUGCAAAUAAAAAAGGUCAAUUAAAUUUAUCAUGUGAUUUUAAUUUAUAUUUAAGAAUUUGUAAAGUUGUUUUAAAUGACGAAAAACAUAUACGUAGUAGUAAUAAAAAAAAUAUGUUAUAUUAUAAUAAUAUUUAUAAAAUUAAUUAUAUUAAAAGUAAUAAUAAAAAUAAAGAUAUUUUAUAUAAUAUUCAUUGUAGAAAUAUUUAUUUAUAUUUAAUCUUGUCAUCACGUGAAGGUAUUGAAAAAAAAAAUGAACAAUGGAAAAAACAAAUGAACAAAUUAAAAGGAAUAAAGAAAAAAAAUCAAAAUGAAAUAGAUAAUAUAUUAUACAAUACAAAUAAAUUAAAUAAUUUAAAUAAAAUUAAUAAUAUAAAAAAUAUGUAUAACAUUAAUAAUGAAGAAAAAAAUUUGAUCAAUCUUAGUGUUUAUUAUGAUGAAAUAAAUUAUAUAAAAAAAGGGAUUCUAGAAAAAAUACAUGUAUUAUGGUUUUAUGAAAAAAAAAAUGAAAUACAUUAUCUUCAUUUAUAUAAUCUUAACAAUAUUAAUAGUAAAAUGUUAUCGAUUAUAAUUGAUGGACAUCUUGAAUGUAUUGAUGUUGUUUAUUUAAAUAAUUUUUUUCCUUUAGAGAGUUUUUAUAAUUGUAUUAAAAAUUAUUAUCUUAUGGUUAUAACAGAGAAUUCAUUUUAUUUUUUUAAUAUCCAUUUAUAUUUUAAUUGUGAAGAAGAUUAUAAUAUAUCUGAAAAUGAAAAGUUGAUAUAUCAAAAUAUAUAUCCUUUUUAUUUUAAUAUUUAUUUAUUCUUAUUAUUUAAAGUACCUAAAGAUUCUAAAUUAAAGUUUGAAUUUAUUCGUUCACAUGAAAAAACUGAAAGAAUAUUUCUAGUUGUUGAUGAUGGAAAUGUUUAUGAAUUUAUAUAUGAGAAAAAAAAUUUAUUUGAACCUUUAAAUAUGUUUAAAAAUAUUAUUGUUAAUUCAAUAUCUUCUUUGAUUAAUACAGUUAAUGAAAAAAUAUUUAAUUCAUCAAAAAAUAAUAUUAUAGAUAAUACACUAAUAGAUGAUAAUAGUUCUCUUAAUUAUUAUGAUAAUAGAAAAAGUUCAAUGAACUCUUAUAAUAUUUCUAAUACAUAUCCAGAAUAUAUAGAUAAUAAAACAUUUAUUGAUGAAUAUAAUAAAAAUAUAUAUUGUGAUGAUUUACAUGAUUAUCCUAUCAAUUUUUAUUUAAAAAAAAUUAUCAGUACUUAUUUUAUUAAAUAUUUUGCCUUUUUUAAAAAUAAAGUUAAAAAAAUAAUUAUAGAUAAUGAAAGAUCUAUUCUGUAUGUCUUAUAUGAAAAUAGUGAUUUGUAUGUAAAACUAUUAUCAAAUAGGGCUGAUACUAAUAAUAAUAAUAAAAAAAAAAAUUAUUUAUCAGAUACUAUUAUAUUUACAAAGGCAGAACUUAUAAAAGAGUUGAGCAAUAUCUAUUUUAUUGAUGAUAUGAAUGUUAUAUAUAAUGAUUUGUAUAAUAUGAAUAAUGACAUGUUUUUUAAUGCUCCAAAUAUUAAUAAUAUGAAUAGUAUGAUCAAUAUGAAUAAUAUGAAUAGUAUGAAUAAUAUGAAUAGUAUGAUCAAUAUGAAUAAUAUGGUUAAUAUGAAUCAUAUGAAUAAUAUGACCAAUAUGAAUAAUAUGAAUAAUAUGACCAAUAUGAAUAAUAUGAAUAAUAUGAAUAAUAAAUUCGGAUUCACUAAUAAUAAUAUAGAUCCCACAACAUUUAAUAAAUUAAAUAUUAUCGAUAUACACAUUAACCAUAUACAUGAAAGAAAUAAUAUCUUCUUAAAAAUGGUUGAUAAUAAUUUUAACAUUUAUUAUUUGUCACUUGUCAAAAAUAUGGAUACAAAUAAUUAUAAACUCAUUUUAAAAGAUUUUCAGAACUUCCCUCAUAAAAAGGGUCUCAAAAUUAAUGACAAGAAACCUGACGUUAUUUUUACACACCAUUUAAAGAAUUUAUUUGUCAUAUUAAAGAAAAAAAACAUAAAAAAAAAAGAAGCUAACAAAAAUAUUGUGAACAAGGAUGAUGCACAAUCAAAAAAUAAACCAUUCUUCUUUUUUAAUAAGGAUAAAAUGGAUAGCGAUAAAACAAAAACAAGAAAAACACACGCACACAAAAAAUAUUCCACAGUUCAUAUGAGGGAUGCUGGACGAGAAGAGAAAAACACACAGGCAAAUGCAAAAUAUAAAAUGACAAGUAAACAGAAAAAAGCAAAAAGAAAAAUAAAAAAAGAAAAAGGAGAAGAAGAAGUAGAAGAGGGAAGAAGAAAAAAGAGUUAUAGAAGAAAAGAACAUUCAAGUGAUGAAAAUUUGUAUGAUGAAAAUUCGUAUGAUGAAAAUUCCUAUGAUGAAAAAUCUUAUGAUGAAAAUUCUUAUGAUGAAAAAUCUUAUGAUGAAAAGUCUUAUGAUGAAAAAUCUUAUGAUGAAAAUUCUUAUGAUGAAAAAUCAUAUGAUGAAAAUGAAAAAAAUACUUACAAAGAAGACAGUUAUGAUAAUACCAGUGAUUAUAAUAAUCAUUAUAAUAAGCCCAAUGUUGAAGAAGAUAACGAAGGAGAAGAAGAAAAGGUGUGCUAUAAAUUAAAAUUAUUAACAUGUGCAGACGAUAUUGGAAGCACUAAUCAUUUUUCAAGCUCAAGUAAAAACAAAUUUAUUUUCAAGCAAAUAAACGAAUAUUAUAUCAAUGAAGAAAUUAUUGGUGUUAUUUAUAAAAAAAAAAAUUACUAUUUUCAUGAAUUCUUUGAACAAUCUGAAAAAGAUAAUAUUCUCAAAGAUUUUUAUGUUAAUAAAAUGAAACAAGAUAAUUUAUCCAAUAUAUUAGCUAGAAAUGAAAAAAAUCGAUUUAACCUGAACAGUCAGGUAAAAAGUGAGCCAAAUUUGAGAACAGCAUUGGGUAAUAAUUUGACUAGUCCAAAUAUGAUGCCUAAUAAUAUGUCUACUAUGAGUAUACCAAAUAUGAAUAUGCCUAAUAUGAAUAAGUCCAAUAUGAAUAUGCCUAAUAUGAAUAUGCCUAAUAUGAAUAUGCCCAAUAUGAAUGUGCCUAAUAUGAAUAUGCCCCAUUUGAAUAUGCCCAAUAUGAAUAUGCCCCAUUUGAAUGUUCCCAAUAGGAACAUGCCCAAUGUGAUAAAUGUAGAUAAUCCAAACAACCUGUACAAUUCAGGUUAUCCUAAUAAACAGUCAGGUAAUCUUUAUGACGAGCGAACUUUUAUGAAUAUGGGUGAAGUUCGAGAUAAGAUGGAGAGUAUACCUCCAUUUUAUUUAUAUGAAAAUACAGUGAGUGAAUAUCAAGAAUAUUAUGAUUUGAUGAUUAUAACAAAGAGACAUAUAUAUUAUAUAAGUAAGAAUACAAGGACACAGAAAAUAGAAAAGAUGAUAAAUAACUAUUUGCCCUAUAAGAUAUCUUAUGAAAAUCGAAAUAUAGAAAGUAUCGUUUUAAAUGAAAUAAAAAUAAAACAGUAUGGUAAGAAAAAUCAAGAAGAUUUUUAUAAAAGCAUAAAACAGAAUAUGUUGAUGAAAAUAAAUAAUGACAAGAAUAAUAUAAUAUCAAAACAGAUGAUUAAUUCUGUAUCAGGUGGUAUACAUAUAGAUAUUCCACCUUCUCCUACUAGUUUAAUAAAAGAAAAAAAUGAGUAUGAAGAAAUAUAUGAAUAUUUUAUGAAUCAAAUAAUUGAUUUAUCUUCAACUGAGGAAUUUUUAUUUAUUAUAUGGAGCAUUUUAUUGAAUCAUGUAUAUAAAUAUGAGAUCAUGUGUUUUAAUAAUAUUCAGAGUGUUAGUCAAAGGGAAAUAAAAAAUAAGUUGAAUGAUGAUAAGAGUAAACGAAAUAUAGAUACAAUUCAUAAUAUGGAUAAUAUGAAUUAUUAUAAUAGUUAUGGUGGUCCAAGAAUGUCUAUGAAUAUUGGAGGAUCUAGUGCAGGGCAAGAACAGAAAAAAUUAUUUUUACACAACGCUAAGAAAAAUGACUUGAAUGGUAUUAAUAAUAUUUCCUUUUCAAGAGAUUAUAGAGGGAAAUCAAAUGAUGAUGGGGUGUUAAAUCCAAAUGAAGAUGAAGAGAAUAUGUUUGAAAAUUCUUAUAUAAAAAAAGAUUGGAAUAAUUAUAAUAAUGUCGAUUAUGAUGUAUUGAAUAAGAUAUAUAAAAGAACACCGUUUAAAUUUGGAUUUGUAGAUAAGAGUGCAGAUUAUAUAAUAAAACAAGGGAAGCUACAAAAAGCUAUGGAAUUAGAAAUAAAAACCAGAAAGGUUAAAGGAAUAAAUCAUUUAUUUAAUGAUAAUAUAAUUGAUGAUCUAGAAAAUGAAUUAACAAAAAAUGGAGGGAAUAAUAAAAAUGGAGAAUAUAAAAAUAAAAAUGAUAAUGUGAUAGAUAAUGAAAAUAUAUUAUUAAAUGAUACAGCAUAUUCAAAUUUAUAUAAUGCUUAUCAAAAAAAUUCCUCAAAACAAAAAUUAUUAGAAGCAGAGAGAAAUAAAAGUGGAACCUUUGCAUUUGAGUAUUUAACAAAUAAAAAUUUUGAUAUUGUAUUUUUAAAAAAUUUAAAAUGUUAUAAUAAUUCAUUGCAUAUGUUAUCAAGAGGAUUGUUAUUAUUACUUAGUCGUUUGUUAAAACCUGUUAUGUUUAUUAAUUUAUUUUCGUAUGAAAAAUAUAGGGACAUAAAUGUUUUCAAGUGUUCAAGUAACGUUCCCUAUAAGUCUAGAAAAUAUAUGAAGGUAUCUGAGGCAUCAAGAGGUGUUGGUGUUUCGAUUAUUUCUAAAGAGAAAAUGGAAGAAGAGGAAGAAGAAAGCUUUUACAAUAUGAAAGAUUUUUGCAUUAUUCGUAUGAGCGAUUAUAUGUAUUCAAGAAGGAAGAGGAAAAGAAAUAUAUUAGAAGAUGAUAGUAACAUGUUAAUAUUAAUUGGAAAUCUUCCUUUAGAUUUUUGUUUAAAUUUAGUUGAGAAAUUAAAAUGUUUAAGUAUAUGUGUGAGUAUUGUUUUACGUAGUUUAUUAAAAAAGAAGAAUGAAUAUACAAAUAAGAUAAAGAAUAUAAAAGAUGUAUCAAUUAUAAAUAUAUAUUAUGAUUAUACUUUGAUAAUGAUAAAUGAGAUAAAUGAAUUUUAUUCGAUAUUAAAUUUUAUAAACUUUAGUAUUGAAUAUUUAUUAAUAUAUUGUAUAAUAAUAUGUGAUUAUUAUAAGAAUAAGAGUAUAAUAAAAAAAAAAAAUAUAGGAAAUAAAAAAAAUUUUAUAUAUUUAUCUAGUACUUUAUUUGAUUUAUUAAUUAAAUGUAAUUUUAUGAGAACAUAUUUAAGUUCAACAUAUAGGAAUAUUUUAAAACAAUGUUUAUUUAAUAUUAUAAAAGCUGGGAAAUAUAUACCUGUAGAUUUUUUUCAAGGAUAUAUAAUACAUAAGAAUGAAUUUUUAGCUUUAUUCUUAACAAAAAGAAUUGAAGAAGAAGUUUUUUUAAAGAAAAAAAUGAAAGUGAAAGAGCAGUAUGAUUAUUAUUAUAAUAAUAAUAAUAAAAAUAAUAAAACUGAUAAUAAUUUAUUAACACAACAUCAUAAAUAUGGUGAUUUUAUGGCUUCAUCUGAAAAACGUGCAGAACAUUUUAUAAAUGAAAAUUUAAAAAAUGCAAUGAUAAGUAUAAAUAUUUAUAAAUUAAUUAUUUUAUUAUAUAAAGCUGAUUAUUAUAGAUGUGCAAGCACAUUGAUAUGUUUAUAUAUUGAUUCUUUUUAUAAAACAUUAGGAGCAGAGAAACAUAAAAGUAUGAUUCUUAAGAAUGAAGUUGUUACAGAUAUGAAAUUAGGUAAACCAAAUGUGAACAAUUAUAAUAUUAACAAGAAAAAUAAAAAUCAAGAUUUUGAUAUUACAAAUAAUAAUAAUAAUAAUAAUAUAAAUAGUAACAGUAGUAAUAAUUUAAAUGUUUAUAAUAAUUCUUUUCAGAUUCAUUCAAAGGAUCCAGUGAAUGAAAAAAAAAAUAUUCAAGUACUAGAAAAACAUUUGAAAAUGUUAUGUGAGAAUUUUUUUAAUUCAGAAGAAUUUUAUUCUAGUAAUAUAAUAAUUAAUAAUAUGGAUAUUGAAUAUACAUAUGAUUAUUUUAUUUUAUAUGAAAAAUGUUUUCUACCUAUAGAAAGAAUAGUACAUGUAAAUUAUAUGAAAUAUUUAUAUAAAAAUAAUGAAAGGAAAAAAAAUAAGAUUCGUAAAUUUGUUAUAACAUUAUUAGAAUAUUCAAGAGAUAUAAAUUUUCAUUUCUUUAUAUUUAAUUUAAUAUUAUAUAAAUGUAAAAAUGAAUUUCCAUGUUCUAUUUUUGAAUUACAUAUUUCUCAAUAUUUAUAUUUCUUUGUGAAAUUAAAUGAACUUAAUAUUAAAGAUGCUUAUAUAUAUUAUUUUAAUAACUUCAAAUAUCAAGAUAUGAUCAUAUAUUUUUCAAGAAAAGCAUUCUAUCCAUGGCAAACAAAUGUAGAACAACAAAAAUAUCAAACAUUAUCAUAUAUUUAUAAUGAUAAAAUAAAAAAAACAACAACAAAAAAAAAUCAUACUUAUAAUGAAAGGAAUAAUGAGACAUAUAUAGGUGAAGAGGGAUAUACAGAUAUUGAAAACGAACGUUUAAAUAAACAAAAUAAACGAUUAAAUGUAAGAAGUGCUACUAGUCAAUAUGAUGUUAUGAUGAGUGAUAAUGUAAAUAGUUAUAAUAAAUAUGAUACAAGUGUGAAUAAUAGAAAGGAUGCUAUGAAUGAGAUGAAAAGGAAACAGAAUAAUAAAAAAAAAAAUAUGUUAUAUGUAGAUGAAACAGAUAUUGAAGGAAUAGGAAGAGAAAAUACAAAUACAAAUAAAAAAAAAAAUAUAAAUACUAAUGUAAUCUAUAAUAGUUCAUAUAGUAAUAUAAAUAAUAGCUCUUAUAGUAAUAUAAAUAAUAAUAAUAACAUAUAUAAUAGUGAUGAUAAUAUUAUAACAUAUGAAAAUAAUACAAAUUAUUUAUCAGGAGUACCCAGUUAUACACAUAUACUUAUAAAUAAACAAUUAAAUGAAUAUUAUUAUGAAGGCUUACAAAAUUAUAAUAAAAUGAUGAUGAUAAAAGGUUCACAUAUUAUUAAUGAAUUACCAAAUAAUAAUUAUAUAUAUGAAAAUAAUUAUAUAGGACAGAAUUAUAUGAUGAUAAAUCCAUUAUAUAAUAGAGAGACGAAAGAUAUUUUUUAUACAAUUUAUAAAUAUUUAUUUAAAAUUAUUUCUUAUCCUAGUUUAAAGAAAAGAAUGGAAUUCAUUGAUAAUUGCAUGAAGACCAAAAUAUUUGUUAUUCGAAAAUUAUGUAAUUUUAAAAAUAGAACCUUCUCAUCUAAUAAAAAAAAUAAUAAAAUGAAUAGAGAUGGUAGUUAUAUAGAUAAUAUAUCAUCCUAUUAUAAUGAUAAUAAUAAUGAUGAUGAUGAUAUUUUAAGAAAAAAAAAAAAAAAGGGAAGAUCUGAUGGAGUAGAUGUAAUACCUAAUAGUAGUGUUGAUAAUAACAAAAUAUAUAAUAAUAUAGAAGAAAAAUAUAAAAACAAUAGAAAUUAUUUUCUUCUGAAUGGUGUAGAUGUUUUAAAUAAAAAAGAGAAAAAUGGUUAUUAUAACAAUAAUAAUCUAGAUGAUGAUAAUAUUUAUAAUAAUAUAAGACGUUCACAUGUGUCUUCAAGUUCUUAUAGAACAUCACAUAAUAAUAUAAAAUAUGAUAUAAAAGAAGGAGGAAGUGAUAUUAUAUAUAAUACAAGUAAUAUAAAAAAGAAUAAAAAGAAAAUAAAAAAUAUUGAAGAAAUAUUUAAUAUUAAUAGUAUGUUAAAUAAAGAAGCUUUAAAAAAUUAUUAUACAGUUGAUAAAACAAUAUUAUAUGAUGAAUCUUAUUGUAACUUAUUAAAAGGUAUCUUUGAAAAAAAUAAAUGUUUAUUUAAAUUAAAAGAAGAUUAUUGGUCUAAACAGAAUUCAUAUUAUUUACAUUUAAAAGAUAUAAAGAAAUGUAGGACAUGUUUAAAUUAUCAAAAAUUAUUAUUUCAUGAAAUAAUUAAUUUAUUUGUUUUUUAUGUAUAUAAAUUUUGUAAUUGGGAUGUUUUAAAAAAUUAUUUCGAUAUUUUAAUAAAUGGUCCUCAAGAAGCAAUCAUAAAAGUGUUAGAACAUUUUAGAAAUAUAAAUAAAGAACAAAUAGAUGUAAUAAAAAAAUCUUAUAAUAAUAUGUAUGAAUAUUUAUCUAAAAAUAAAUAUCAACAUAUAGAUGAUAUUAUAAAUGAUUAUAAUAACAAAAUAAAUAAUAUAGAACGUAAAAUAAAUAUUAAUCGUAUUAUUGAUAUUAUAGAUACAUUUAAAGAAUAUUUAUUAUUAAUACAACAAGAAAUACAUACAAAAGAAGAAUUAAAGAAUAAUAUAUUUGUCAAAAGUAAAAUAUUAUUUAAAAACUUCUUACCUUCAUUUAAUUUAUUAAAAUUAAUAAUAUUAUGUGAUAAAAAAAAAGAAAAAAUCGAAAAUUUAAAUACGAAUUGUUUCUCAACAGUAAAUAAUAUGUUAAGAAAUGAUAUGAUUAAAGGAAGUACUUUUUAUUUUUCUAAAUAUUCAUAUUGUUUUGAAAGAUUAUUAGAUUAUGCUUUCUCUUUAACUAUCACAUUUGAAAAUAUUAAUUUUAUUAUUAAUUAUAUAGGAGAUGUUUUAAAAUUAUAUCAUGUAGAUUUUAAAAAUUCUUUAUAUCUAUUAGUUAUAAUUAAAUUACAUAAAUUUAUAAAUAACUUAUUUGAAAUAACAAAGGUAAGAGAAAUACUUAAAACCAAAGUCAGUAUAUUAAAAAGUAAUAAAUAUUAUGAACGUAUGAAAUUAUUAUAUCUUUUAAAUUGUAUCCCUCUUAUAUAUCUAGACCCACAUAUGAAUGUUAUAUUAAUAAAUGAAUCAUAUGAAUAUAAAAUGAAUGAUGAUGAUAAAAUCAUUUUUUCAAAAUUAUCUCCAUUCUCUUUAGUAAGUAAAGUAGUCAACCAUAAAUUAAGAAGUGUAUAUACAUAUCACGACUACACAGAUAAUCUAGAAAAUGAAGAGGACGCAGAAAAAAACAAAACAUCUAAAACUAUCAAUGAAGAAACAAAAAGUGCUAGUAUAUAUGAAGAGUCAAAAAAUAUAAAUGAUGAUCAUAUGUCAUAUGAUUCUUCAUCUGAUUUGCAAAAUCAUAUAUCAUAUGACACAUCUGAUCACUCAUAUGAUGACAAUAAUAAUAAUAAUAAUAAUAAUAAUAGUAAUAGUGGUAGUAGUCGUCCUAGCCAUGUGAAACGCAUGUCAAAGGUAUCAUCUAAACAAAAUAAUAAUAAAAGAAAGAAUGAAAAUAUAAAUGCAUCUAAAAAUAAAAAGAAUUAUAAUAAUGAGGAGAAUGAUGAACCAUAUAAUAUUCAUAAUAAAAUUAAAAAGGAUAAUAUUGCUAUUGAUAAAGAUGAUAGAAAAACAUUAUAUUAUUUAUAUAAUGUAAAUUAUUGUUUUAAUGAUAAAAAUAAUAAUGUGAACAAUUCAACUUUAUUUGGUAAUGCUCACAAUCCAGAAUUAGUUGUAUUAAGUUAUAAAAAUUAUUGUUUUUAUGUUGUAUGGAUUUCUAAUUUAUUAUUAAAUCAUAAAAUAGAAUAUCAAUCUUUAAUAUAUGUAUAUCUAAAAAUAUAUAAUAAUGCAAAACAUCAAAAAGCAUCAUUAUUAGAAGAACAUGAAAUUACAAUUAUUUUAUAUUAUUUAUUUACUAUGUGGAUUAAUGGAGAUAAAAAUAAUUCUUCUUUUUUCUUUUAUAAUGAAGAAAAAAGUUAUAAUGAAAAAAAUAAUCUUGGAUACUUUUUAAAAGAUACAUAUGGAAAUUUACAAUAUAUCAAUAAUUAUUCUUUAAUUACAUUAUUAAAAGAAUUGUUAUCAAGAGCAGAAUUCUAUUUUGAAUAUACAUCUGAUGCAGCUUCAAGAAAUUAUGAUAUUAGUUGUAUUAUUCUUGAUUCUUCUAUAUAUGAUAAUGAAAAAGUAAAAAAAUCAUCAGUAGAUAUUUUAAAAAAAUUCUUUGAUAAUAUAUACAUCACAUUUAAUGAUGUUCUUAUUAAAAUACCAUUCUUAAAUCAAAUUCUCGAAUUCCAAAAAAUACACGAAUUUUUAAAGAGGUUUAAAAUAUAUCUAGAUGAAAUCAUUUGUCGCAUCACAUUGAGCGAGGGAAACUAUAUUUAA